This is a messenger RNA of Cladocopium goreaui, 1362 nucleotides long. Lineage: Eukaryota; Dinophyceae; Suessiales; Symbiodiniaceae. The record is from the annotation of a GenBank genome assembly.
CGGCCCACACUUGCAUCACUUGUGUUGUGAUGCUGAUGAUGCCGAUUGCGCCAAUGGCUUCGCCAAUGCAUCGUUGGCGUUUCUCCAAGGCUGCGAGCAGAUGAAGAAGGGGUAUGGGAAGGAAGGGAAGGAAGAAGAUGUGCAGGAUAGCAACGCCGCAAAGUCCAUUCCAGUUUCCUUGCUGAAGGUGAUGGCUGGCAGAACGUGGGCUUUCAGUGAUUUCGAGCUCUACGACACAGUAGGCAAAGGCACCUUCAGCCGUGUUCGAGUUGUAAAGAUGAAAGGGAACAUCGACAGGUCGCCAAUGGCUCUGAAGAUCCUCCGGAAAGGAGAUGUCAUUCGACUCAAGCAGGUGGAACAUGUGAAGGCAGAAAAACAGAUCAUGUCCAUGAUCGAACACCCUUUCAUCGUCAACCUGCUCGGCGCGUUUCAGGAUGACAAACGCUUGUUCAUGCUCCUGGAAUACAUCAAUGGAGGAGAAUUGUUCUCGUACUUGAGAAGGGAAGGUCGCCUUCCCAAUGAACACGUUCGAUUCUACACUGGGGAGAUUGUGCUGGCCUUUGGGUAUUUGCACAGCCUGCAUGUCGUGUAUCGUGACUUGAAACCCGAGAACGUGCUUCUAGACUGCGAAGGACACGUGAAGCUGACUGAUUUUGGCUUCGCCAAGGUGGUUGAAGAGAGGACCUGGACACUUUGUGGCACCCCCGAGUACCUGGCGCCAGAGAUCAUUCAAUCGAAAGGACAUGGAAAGGGAGUUGACUGGUGGGCCUUGGGCGUCCUGCUCUUUGAAAUGAUGGCAGGAUACCCUCCUUUCUAUGAAGAGAACCCGUUCGGCAUCUAUCAGAAGGUGCUGCAAGGCCGCCUAGACUUCCCACGCCAUUUCGAUGUGAAGGCGAAGGACCUGGUACGAAGACUGCUCGUCAACGAUAGGACGAAGCGGUUUGGAUGCCUCAAGGCAGGUGUUGAAGACAUCAAAAGGCACAAGUGGUACAAGGGUACGGACUGGGAUUUGUUGUUAGCCAGACGAGUUUCUCCACCCUUCAAACCUCCAGUGCAAAGCGCGGACGACACUUCCAUGUUUGAGAGGUAUCCAGAAAGCACUGAGGCCUCUGCCCCAUCAAUCUCAUCAAAGGAGCAAGAGAGCUUUCAAGAAUUUGACUCACCUCCAGUUGCCUGAGAGCAGUCUGCGAUAGUCUGCCAUGAGUGGAUGACCCCUUAGAAUCGCAUCACUUGUAGAAAGGGCAUAGCGACAUAAAAAGUGUGCAUGUUUUUUCAAUCCUGAAGGGAUUGAUCAUCUAGAUGGACGAUGUACAUAGCACCUGUAGAUUGGUGCACAAUGCUGAAUUUUGAGAGGAAAAAGAA